CCUUCCCAGUUGAAGCUGGGCUCCUUCCCGCGAGCUCGGCGGUGGGUGGGCGCCUUUGAUUGCCUUUCGGGUGCGGGGAGGCUUGCCGCGAGGUGAGUUUCUCGGCUCCUGAGGAGGUGGCCCGGCGGCGGUUUUUUUUUUUUUUUUUUUUUUUUAAAAACAUUUUCUUCUUUCCCUCUCGCUCUCCAGCCGCACCGUCCCAGCCGGCCGGACUUGCAGGCACUUCCUGCAAGUGUGGCCGGCUGGGACGUUGCGGUUAGGGAGGCUGCUUCUCGAACCCAGCAGCGGCGAAGGGGGCGAGUUUGGGACGGAGAAAACCCGGGGCGGAGGGGAGAAAGAAACUCCGCCGGCGAGACUUUUGGGACUUUCCUCGAGAGUAAAGAAGAGUCGCAAGCCGCCCGGUUGCCGAAGAGGGACCGCGGGCGGGACGCGCGGCUGGCGGUGGAUCGAUCUCCAGUUCCCUCGGCUGGCUACGGCCCUCUUUUCAUGAAAUCUUUGAGUUUGCCAGUUGUUUGGGAUUAGUUACGAAAGAAGAAGAAGAAGAAGAAGAAAGGAGGAGGAGGAAGAAAAAGAAAAUCUUUAAACCAACGUCAUUUUAACUCGGGGGUUUGGCUGGAGUUGAAAAGAAGAGGGAGGAAAAAAAAAUCGCGCUCCCGAGCUCGUGUAUUGUUUUCCUUCGCCUCGCUUUCCUAAACUAACUCCGAAGAACUCUGUAAUUGGAUAACAAGAGUAAUAGGAUGACAUCCCUUGUAGAUCCCAGGAUUAAACUAGCUUUGAGGAAGAAACCAUCUGAAAGAAGUCAAGAGGAAUUAAAUACUAUCUAUUACUAUCUUCAUGGAAUGGAUAUAUUAUCUCAUCUCAGGGAGCAUCAGUUAAGAAUUAUGACUUCCAGUGCACGGUAUAAAAGAUAUGAUGGAAAUCAAGUUUUAUUUUGCUCUGAUACUAUUGCAAGAUGCUGGUAUAUUCUUCUUUCUGGAUCUGUGCUUAUGAAGGAUUCUAUGUUUUUGCCACCCUGCAGCUUUGGCAAGCAAUCUGGAGGAAAACGAGGUUGUGAAUGCAUUGUGUUGGAACCUUCAGAAAUGAUCGUGGUAGAUAAUUCAAAAGAGAAUGAAGACAAUAUCUUGCAGAGGGAAGUGCCUCUUCGACAAUCUCGCCGGAGGUUUCGGAAGAUUAAUCAGAGGGGAGAACGUCAGACCAUUACAGAUAAUGUGGAUGUUAGUAGCUACCUUUCCCUUCCAGCAGACCUUACCAAGAUGCAUCUCACAGAUAAUCAACAUCCGCAGGUGACACAUGUCCCUUCAAGUCAGUCUGGCUGCAGUAUUGCCAGUGAUUCUGGGAGUAGCAGUUUAUCAGACAUCUAUCAGGCUACAGAAAGUGAGAUGGGAGAUGUAGAUUUAACUGGUCUCCCAGAAGCGCCUGUAGAUUCUGAAGAUGAUGAAGAAGAAGAUGAAGACAUUGACAGAACAUCUGAUCCUCUGCUAGGGCGAGAUGUUGUUCGGGAGUGUCUUGAAAAAGAACCUGCUGACAAAACAGAUGAUGAUAUUGAACAAUUACUGGAAUUUAUGCAUCAGCUUCCAGCAUUUGCAAACAUGACUAUGUCAGUAAGAAGAGAACUUUGUUCUGUCAUGAUAUUUGAAGUGGUAGAGCAAGCAGGAGCCAUCAUCCUUGAAGAUGGGCAAGAACUUGAUUCUUGGUAUGUUAUUCUAAAUGGCACUGUGGAAAUUAGCUAUCCUGAUGGGAAAACAGAAAGCCUUUGUAUGGGAAAUAGUUUUGGAAUUACCCCAUCUCUGGAAAAGCAACACAUGAACGGUGUGGUUAGGACCAAAGUAGAUGAUUGCCAGUUUGUAUGUAUAGCCCAGCAGGACUACUGGCGUAUAUUAAACCAUGUUGAAAAAAAUACACAUAAAGUGGAGGAAGAAGGAGAAAUUGUUAUGGUGAAGGAGCAUAGAGAAUUAGACCGCAGUGGAACCAGAAAAGGACACAUUGUCAUUAAGGCUACACCUGAACGCCUCAUUAUGCAUUUAAUAGAAGAGCACUCUAUUGUGGAUCCAACUUACAUUGAAGACUUUUUAUUAACAUUCAGAACAUUUUUGUCAAGCCCUCUGGAAGUUGGAGACAAACUUUUAGAGUGGUUUCAGGUUGACAGUCUCAGGGACAAGGUUACUCGAGUUGUACUGCUAUGGGUGAAUAACCAUUUUAAUGAUUUUGAAGGAGAUCCAGCCAUGACAAGAUUUUUAGAAGAAUUUGAAAAACAUUUGGAAAAUGCGAAAAUGAAAGGACAUCUCAGGUUAUUAAACAUUGCAUGUGCCGCAAAAGCAAAGUGGAGACAAGUCACCUUGCAAAAGCCUUCUAGAGAUUCACCACUUUUCUUCAGUCUUCUUGGAGGAAGUGAAAAAGGUUUUGGUAUUUUUGUAGAGUCAGUGGAAUCAGGAAGCAAAGCAGCAGAAGCUGGGCUUAAACGUGGUGAUCAGGUAAUGGAAGUAAAUGGGCAAAACUUUGAGAACAUUACAUUUUCAAAAGCUACUGAAAUAUUGAGAAACAAUACUCAUCUUUCCAUCACUGUAAAAACAAAUAUUUUUGUAUUCAAAGAACUACUUAGUAGGAUAGGACAGGAGAAGAAUGGAGUUCCACAUAUUCCCAAAAUAGCAGAAAAGAAAAAUAAUCGUUACUCCAUCCCAGAUAUUCCUGGAGAUGUGGAACAAAUGUUUCCACGUGAGAAAGCAAACAAGAAAAUGAAAGCGAAUACUGUGUCUGGAGGAAGAAACAGAAUCAAGAAAAUUUUAGACAAGACACGAUUCAGUAUCUUGCCUCCAAAACUAUUCAGUGAUGGCAGUGUAAGCCAGUCACAAGAUGACAGCAUUGUGGGAACAAGACAGUGCAGACACAGUUUGGCAAUUAUGCCUAUUCCUGGCACUCUUUCAUCUAGCAGUCCUGAUCUCCUGCAACCCACAACUAGCAUGUUGGAUUUUUCAAAUCCUUCAGCAGUUGGCUUUUACUACAUUCCUGACCAGGUUAUAAGAGUCUUCAAAGCUGAUCAACAGAGUUGUUACAUUAUCAUCAGCAAAGACACCACAGCAAAAGAAGUUGUAAGCCACGCAGUACAUGAAUUCAAUUUGACAGGAACCCCAGAGACCUAUUCUCUGUGUGAAGUUUCUGUGAGCACUGAAGGAGUCAUCAAACAGAGAAGGCUUCCUGACCAGUUCUCAAAGUUAGCAGACCGAAUUCAGCUCAAUGGGAGGUAUUAUUUGAAAAAUAAUAUGGAAACAGAGACUCUGUGUUCAGAUGAAGAUGCUCAAGAAUUGCUAAGAGAGAGCCAGAUCUCACUUUUACAGCUGAGUACUAUUGAAGUGGCUACUCAGCUUUCAAUGAGAGACUUUGAAUUGUUUCGAAACAUUGAGCCUACCGAGUAUAUUGAUGAAUUAUAUAAGUUGUAUUCUAAAACAGGAAAUACUAACUUGAAACAAUUUGAGGAUGUUAUUAAUCAAGAAACGUUUUGGGUUGCUACGGAAAUUCUAUCUGAAACAAAUCAGCUGAAAAGGAUGAAGAUUGUAAAACAUUUUAUAAAAAUCGCUCUUCAUUGCAGAGAAUGCAAGAAUUUCAACUCUAUGUUUGCUGUUAUUAGUGGUCUUAAUCUGGCACCAGUGGCUCGACUCAGAGGUACAUGGGAAAAGUUACCAAGCAAAUAUGAAAAACACCUUAGAGAUCUUCAGGAUCUUUUUGAUCCAUCUAGGAACAUGGCAAAGUAUCGCAAUAUCCUUAGCAGUCAGAGCAUGCAGCCUCCAAUUAUUCCACUAUUCCCAGUGGUCAAGAAAGAUAUUACAUUUCUACACGAAGGAAAUGAUUCAAAGGUGGAUGGUUUGGUAAAUUUUGAGAAACUCAGAAUGAUUGCUAAAGAGAUACGCCAGGUGGUCAGAAUGACUUCUGCUAAUAUGGAUCCUGCUGUGAUGUUCAGACAAAGGAAGAAGAGGUGGAGGAGUUUGGGGUCACUGAGUCAGGGUAGCACAAAUUCAAACAUGUUGGAUGUUCAAGGAGGGGUUCACAAAAAACGUGCUCGGCGCAGCUCUCUUUUAAAUGCAAAGAAAUUGUAUGAAGAUGCUCAGAUGGCCAGGAAAGUCAAACAAUACCUAUCCAACCUAAACGUGGAAACAGAUGAAGAAAAAAUCCAGAUAAUGUCACUUCAGUGUGAGCCUACAUACAGCACUUUGACAAAAAAUUUAAGUGAAAGACGAGGUACAAAAGCAUCAGAGAUGUCUCCGAUGCCAUUGAGGUCCAUUGGCCAAACCACAAAAGCCCACUUACAUCAGCAAAACAGAAUGAGUCAAGUUCUUCAAGUUCCAGCAGUUAAUCUGUACCCCAUUCGGAAAAAAGGACCAGCAAAAGACCACGUUGCUUUUAGUGCAGGUUCUCCUCAAAAGUCACUUAGUUUAUCUGAGGAACCAAGCAAUAAAAAGCACACAGAAGAUGACAUGUCUGUGGCAUCAUCGUUGCAUUCUAGCCCUCCUGCUUCCCCUCAGGAAUCUCCACGCAAAGUUAGUAACUCACAGAGGUCUGAAAACUGCCAGCUUAAUCUGUCUGGUUCGUCUUCCUCUCUUGCAAGUGAAACAAGCAACAAGAACAGUGGACAUCGCAGCUAUGGAAUAGGAUAUGCCCUGAUCCCGUCUGCCAAAUCUGAGAAUUUUUCCGAUUCCAGCCAUAGUGAGAUCUCCUCACGAUCCAGCAUUGUCAGCAACUGUUCUGCUGACUCCAUGUCUGCAGCCCUUCAAGAUGAGAGGUGUCUCCCUCAGACGAUGGUGAUGGAUGCAGUUGGGGCAGGGGAAAGGAGAGAGCCCUUUCAGCCACCACUUGAAUACAACCAGACUUGCCCUGGUUUAAGCUGGCCGCUGCCUAGACCUCCAGUGAUCCGAGGGCUGCCUGUCCCAUCUUCCAUGAGUACCGAGGAAAUUUCUCAUGAGCACCUCACAAUAGAAGCAGCAGAUAGCGGCCGUGGAAGCUGGACCUCUUGUUCGAGUAAUUCUCAUGAUAAUUUUCAAAACAUACAGAACCAAAAGGGGUGGGACCUCUUAAACUCUUACCGCCAUGCUCAUUUAGAAAGGGCCAUUGCUGAAGUGGAGCCAUCCAGCUGCUGUCCUGAGGAGACUCAUUUGCAGUCACACAGCCAUUCAGAUGGUAGUCGGCAACUCAAAACUGGCAUGGACUUUGACCAGUCCCGGCACAGUUGGGCUUCGUCUACUUCCCUGUCAGACAUGCAUGAAACGAACUAUGGGACCAUAAAACGAAGAGGACUGGAGAGUUUAACAGCAGAGCAAAAUGAUGUUUUGGACGCUAAAACAGGCAGUGAUGCAGCUUACAAAACUGUCACUUCAAGUACAGAACAUGGCCUCAUAGUGUACUGUGUCACCUCAUCUAAGGAAGACACUAGAUAUAGGGAGCCACCGCCCACCCCUCCAGGAUAUAUGGGGAUUUCUUUAGCGGACAUAAAAGAAGGAUCCCACCACCCACACCUAAAGCCUCCAGACUAUAGUGUGGCGGUGCAGAGGUCAAAGAUGCUGUCUAGGCUCUCCUGCACUCCUCUGAGUAGCGAACCAGUGGCCUGUUUUCCAAAGAAGAUGCCUAAGUGGCAUGGCCGGCAACCGUCCCAUCCUAAGCUAGCAGAUAUGACUGGCGCAAAUAGUGAAGAGGAUGAAGAUGAACAAGUAUCAGCCGUCUAGUCUCUGUGCUUCCUGUGAAACUUGUUUCAAAAUUUACCAACAUUGGAGGAAGGAAUUUUACAGUAUUGUCAGCUAUAGCUGACAGCUUGCUGCUAUUGACUUCAAAGAAUUGUGUUUGCUCUCUUCAACUAGUAGGGUGAAUUAUCUGGAUUGUAAUUAUGAAUUUGCUUCAGCCCACUGCAAUCAGUUCGAUUGGAGACUUACGUUGAAAAGAGAAAUACUCAUUCUAAGAAAUACUGACCCUCUAUUGCAGUAUCAAGAAGGACCUAAUAUAUGAUAUGUGGAGGCCAACUUGGGAGCAAUCUUCUGUAGAAGAACUAUAGAAUCUUUUAAAUAGACUUUGUUCAGAUAUUUUCUCUAUAACUAUUAUGGCUCUCAAUUGAAGAAAGUUAUUUUAUGUACUUACCUGAAUUGGAAAACUACAUCAAAACUAAAGAAACUUCCUGCAACAAUCUGAAAAGUAAUUUAUUAAUUUGGAAUUUAUAUAAGGUUCUUUUUUUUUUUGUAAAAUAUUGGAAUGCUCUGGUUGGCUAAUGUGAAUGCUUUUGCAAAGAAAAUAAGGAAGCAAAUUGUUUAGGUGUUAGUGUGAUGUCUUAUGCUAAGCAAAAAAAAUUCUGAGGAACUGGAUGUUCAUGAAUGCAGCUAGAGGUUUAUACACAGUGGCCAUGUCAAACUGUAAAAUAUCAAAUCCUCAGAAGUAUAUAUUGAGUGUGAUUUGAUGUGCAUACAAUAGUGAAAUACUGCCAUCUACUGAUUCUAUAUUUUAAAACCAGUGAAAUACACACAGUUUCUUUCAGCUGCCAAAUGAUCACUAUAAGGGAGUAGUUGCAUUUUUUCCCCUUUCCUACAUUCCCUUUUCUUCCCCCUUGUCUAUAAAUAGUUUCAUGGCACAUUUGUAUCAUUACAAAUGUUUUUUUUCCUUCUACAAGACUUGCAUUGGAAAAGUAUCCAACAGGUUCCAUUUUUUUUAGAAAUUAGCCUAAAAUUUUCAAACUUGCAAAUUUAGGAGCAAAGACAUAGAAGUAAAAAGGCCAUUAGAUGAUGGUAGUGUUGGUGAUACUGAUGAUAGUAAAGCCUGUAUUUUAUUUCGGACUUCCAAUUUUAUUUGAAACUUUUCCCAUUCCGUAAGAGCAGUUUGGUUGUAAGACACCCCCCCCACUUAAAAAAGUUGUUCAUAGAUUUUUGUUUAUGAAAUCCAAGAAGAGUUCUGGCAUUUGAAAAAAAUGGUAAUUCUCAGUCUAUGACAGACACAAAAAGGCAAAGAAUUUUGCAGAUUUGAAACGAAAGGCAUUUUUCAACAUUUUAAGCCAUUGAUGACUUUACUAUGGCAUUUGGGCUACUGUUCUUGUUGCCAAAAAUAAUGUAUAACAGCUUGUAUAUCAAAUUUUCUCUAUAUAUUGUCUUCUCAAUGUAUUUGGGUGGAAACUCCUUGCAUUCCAACCAGAAAGUUAAAAAAUAUGAAAUAUGAAUAUCUAAAAUGUGAUUACAAAUCUGAACAUAGAAGGGAAUGGACAACCCAUCUAAUUCAAGAAUUAUUAAUGGAAUAUAUUUUGCUAAUUAACCUUAAAUGUUUAGAAUGAAUAGCUAAGAUAUCAAAACUCUUCUUUUAUUUCCCCCAAGAACAACCAACAAUGAGAACAUACUAAAGCUUGACAUCCAUGAUUUCAACAUUUAUAACAAUGUUAUGUUAUGGACAAUUGAGAGUUAAACUUCCCUGCACAUGUCAUCUACAAAGUCCCAAGUAAUAGAUUCCCACUGAUUCAGCGACUUUAAAGUACAUUGGAGAUGAAUAAUCUUCCAGAUCCCCAUGUGACGUCCCAAUAAAUUGCCAUGUUGAGGAAAAUCGCUCUGGAUCAACCCAGAUUUUACCACGAACAUAUUGAAUGCUUCAAAUAUAGUUGUACAUAUCUGACAACUUGUAAAAUGAAGCAUAUUAUCUGUUGCCACCACAGUCACCUACCGGUGUCACUUACUCACCCCCGUAAGCACAUUUUUAAAAAGAGAACAAGACAAGUCUUAGGUAUGCUGUUGCUCUAAGCUUUUUUGGGGGGGGGGGGGUGGGGGGGGGUGAAACUUCAGUACUUCUUAUUCUCAAGUGCCUGGUAUAAUUACAAGGUGGAAUUUAUUCUCUUAUCUCAAGCUCGUAUGCUGGAUUUUGGAAAUGCCCAACAAAUGUGACUUCAAAUCACACUUUAAAAUCCAGUGAAGCUGCAGGCAAUUCUAGUUCCACACCACAUGUCCCUGGAAGAGAUGCUGUCCUGCAGGGUGGGGUGAUUACAAAGGUGCUAUUUACAGAGAAAGAUGAUUCCGUGACUCAUAUAUAUAAUGCACAUUUGCAUGUGUAUUAUGCAAAAUAAAAAAAAAAUGAAAGACUGGGAUGACAUGGCAGCUUUACUUAGCCAACCAGAGUACAUAGCAAAAACUGGAGUUAUUAUUUGUGUUUUUAUUCUUCCCCUACUGCAUAAUGGUUGCCUAGUCAAACAUAAUCAGUGGACAUGAAUGUCUCAAUGUAUAUUUAAAGUUUACUUGUAAACCUUAAUAUCAUAAAUGUUUACAGUCUAGGGUAGAAGGAAGGAUGUCUGUCUGUCUUCAAGGUGCCUCAAAUCAAUUCUAUAUUUUACACUUCAAGUUAUAGAGUUUUCAGAUUUACAUUUCUGUGCAAGGUGAAUGUUGCUUGUAUGUACAAGAAUCAAAAUUUUCUAUCUGCAUAUGAGAUCAGUGAUAGCUUUCCCAGAAAGCCUAUGUGAAAUAUACUUGUCUGUUGCAUAGUUCUAAAUUUAAUGGAGAACUCCUUCAAUGCCUUGUAACAUGAAAUUGCAAAUCUGAACAUAGAACUGAUAACCUAACUCAUCAAUUAAUUACAGAAUAUAUGUUACUACUUAAAUGUCUGGAAUAAAUAGCUGAGACAUCAGGGCUCUCUUCUCUCUGUCUCUCUCUCUCCCCCCCGUCCCGAAGACCUUAAGGAAACUAACAAUGAUAAAAUACUGAAGCUUGGCUUCCAUGAUUUUAGCAUUCAUAAUAAUGUUACGAAUAAUGGCACAACAGAGUUGAAAUUUUCCUGCACACAAACCACCACAUAUUUCAUUGUAGUACCAUUCCCAUUGUUUCAUAGGUUUGUGAAAAAUGUCUCUCUUUUUUGAUGGAUCGUUUCCUAGAAACCCAUAACAGAGAUAGGAAGGCAUUUGUAUAGCACCUGUUAAAGUUUUUUUACUGGAGCUGAUGUCCAACCAAAUAGAUGUGCUGUUAUUCUGUUUAAAAGUGUUUGAUGAACAUGGAUGUCUGUGGUAUGGACAUGCCUUCUGCCGGAUAGUCCUGGGCUGCCAAAGAAAGAAGUUACGCGUGUCAAAACUAAAGUUUUCAAUCUGAGUCCUGAGCUCUCCGAGAGUCCAGUUCACACAACGUUUCAUGCAGUUUAUAAGUGCAAACUUAACUUUAAACUUUCUAAAUAAUAUAGUGCUAAGGGCCAACAUUAUAGCAUUUCUCUAAUUUCAAAUAUUUCAGUUUAUAGAUACAAAACAUUUUUUACGCCUUUUCUCUUUGGUAGUAAUUUUUGUUAAAUUACCAACCCACCUCGAGGUCUUUCCUUGUUGAAAAUCUCAUGAGCCAAAAAUUGCCCUCUUAAAUUUGAUGUAUCAAUGGCAUCAAAGAGGUUUGCUUUUAAAAUUACAUUAUUUUUAAAAUCACUGGGCGUCUUUUAAUACGUUUUUUAAAAAAUGCAGAGCCUGUAGAGUGUAAAUAUGCAGCGGGUCAGCGAGCCCUUUUAACUGCUUCCUCUUUGCACAGUGCAAACUGCCUCAGCCUGUCCUUGCUCUGAUCCUUUGGAGUUUUGGUUUGGUUUUUGCCAGAUGAAUAAUCAGGGACAGUAGCCAAACUGAAAUGGAGCUUGGGUGAACCCAAGGAGAUAGAUUUCUUUUUUUUUUUUUAAGCCGUUCAUUAUAAAACUGCUUAACCCCAUUUUGUGCUGUUUACAUAAUGCUUAUUCGUUAUAUAACAACAUAUUACUAGCAUGUGCUGCCUUCCCUCCAUACACAUUACGUGUCAAAAAAUUUUCAAGUUCUUGAAAGGGCCAAUUCUUCUCUGUAUAUAACAUUUAUUCUUUUUAAAUUGUAUUGUGAGGAAGUUGGCCUUAUGCUAAAAGCGCAAUAGGAAUGUUUAAAAAUCUCAAACGUGGAACAAGCAUCAGUUUUUAAUUUACACGAAUAGAAGGAAAAGGAAGCCCUGUAUCGUAAUAUGUAAGUAGGCCUGUACAUAAUUUGCCAUUUGAUUCCUCUUUGAGACAGGAUUUAUAUUGAAGAUAAACUAAGUCGUGAAAGGAGGCAUAAUACUGAGCUACGUUUUCCAAAGUGGUGAUUUGUAAGGUGCACUUCGGUUACCUUGACACACAGUGUCAUCUAAGGUAAAUUAAAAAGGUUUUAAUUUCACUUGAAUAAGUACAUGGCCAGCGUUUGUCUUCUAAAGUUAAGAAAAUUUUGCACUAAUGCUGAAAUAGCUGAGUCUCACUUCAGCUUUUGAAACACUUCUUGAGAUAUGAUCCUGCUGCACAGCUGAGGCGAUUCCAGAUGAUGAGUAAUGGAUUUUCAAUAAGAAUCCAUUAUGUCAAUGUAUCUCAGGAGGUAAAUGAAAGAAGCUUGAUCUCUUCAGCCUUGCAUUCAUACAAAUAAUGUAUAGGAAAGAGUGCUACAGGUCCAUGUCAUGCAUAUUACCUGAAAUGCAAUUUUAAAAACGUUGCACUUGCCUUCCAAAAACUAAUCAGGAAAAAAAACACACUUCUUCAUUGAUUGAAAUGUUUAAUGCCAACAAUUUAAACUCUGAAAUAGAAAACGAAUUUCACCUCCAGUUCAUUCCUUUCCCUUUUCCUCCAGUUGUCAUUGUUGUGUCUUUAAUUUCUUUAUAUAUACAUGGAAUGCAGUUUAGCUUGGUAAUUCAUGACAUUUUGCGUAUGUGAGCAUAUGGGCAAAAACUGCACAGUUGUAAUGGUAUUCCAAUGGCAAUUGUAAAACUGCACAAAUCAGUGAUUGUAAAGUAUUCUGUAACAAGCAAUGUUUGUCUUCUAUUUUUUUAUACCUCUUACACUUAUGUCUUUUAGAAAGACAGUGCCUCUGUAUGCUUUUUUGUAUUUUUACUGGGUGAUUGUAAAUAUUUGUUAUAUUUUUGGUUAAGAGAAUGUUUAAAAGUAUUGUUUAAUAUCCAAUCUACUAAUGAUGUUGGAACCAAUAAACAAACUUAUCAUGGA
Molecule: messenger RNA, 10941 nt
Organism: Pantherophis guttatus
Lineage: Eukaryota; Metazoa; Chordata; Lepidosauria; Squamata; Colubridae
Gene: RAPGEF6
Product: Rap guanine nucleotide exchange factor 6
Biological process (GO): small GTPase-mediated signal transduction
Molecular function (GO): protein binding; guanyl-nucleotide exchange factor activity
Source: RefSeq, a predicted model, not a curated record